This is a messenger RNA of Sycon ciliatum, 1537 nucleotides long. Its product is annotated as translational activator of cytochrome c oxidase 1-like. The coding region runs from base 98 to 907 and encodes 269 amino acids. The transcript has 7 exons. Gene Ontology annotation, cellular component: mitochondrion. The record is from RefSeq and is a predicted model, not a curated record. Lineage: Eukaryota; Metazoa; Porifera; Calcarea; Leucosolenida; Sycettidae.
AUUGUACUCCUACUAAUAGCAUUGCCAUUGGUUGGUCUAUGGCACAUGGAAUAGGCUCGUAAGAAGUGGGAACGUCGCAGGCUGUUGAUUGAAAGUCAUGCUGGCAUCUUGUUUGAGGCGCAGCGUCUCCUGUGCGCUUGCCCCUCGAGUCCAGUCGUCUAACCCAGUAUUCGUUAGAUUUGCUGGUCACAACAAAUGGUCGAAGAUAGCCAAAUCAAAGGCAGUUGCUGAUAAGAAGCAUGGGAUCGUAGUUACUCAAAUAAUCUUUGCUGUCGAGAGCGCCGUCAAAGCCGGGGGGCCUGACCCUAGGCUAAACCUUUCGCUUGCGAAAGUGAUGGAAAGUGGAGCUAAGAUGAAAGUGGAUAAAUCUGUAAUGGACAGAGCAAUCAAGCGAUGUGUGGAGACGCCAGCGGUAGACUUACUAGUUGAAGGUCGCUCUCCGUUGGGAUUUCAGCUUAUUCUAGUUGUGCCAUCUAGAGACCCGCCUGCCUCUUGUUACAAGCACUUAACAAGAAGCCUGAAAAACACAUGCGUUGAGAUUACCCAGGGAUCGGCACUCUACGCAUUCAACAAGAAAAGUUUGGUCGUGGUACCAAAGGUUGAUGGUUUGCCCGAUCUCGAUGAUAUGGCAAUUGAAUGCGGUGCAGAGGAUUGGAGAGAAAGAACUGAUCUUGAAGGCAAUCCAGUGAUUGAGCUGAUUUGCGGGGACAAAGAAGCACAUCCAGUGAAGCUGGCACUGGAUGAAAUGAAGGUGGAGUACAAUGGGGUGGAAGCAGCCUACCUACCUAAGAAUGAGCCUGUUGAAAUUGCCGAGAAGGAUGAAGAGCAAGUGGAAGAGCUCUUUGAAGCGCUAGAUAGCCAUCCAAACAUCCGUUCCUACUUCACCACCGUUGCUGGCCACAGCUAAGGAGGGCAACAACAUGAGUGAUGUGACGCACUAGUCACACAGUGACCGAUUGCCAUGUAUCCUAGUGCGCGAAAGGCAUAGACUAUGUGUGCGUUGCUAUUGGAAGCUAUCGUGUUGUCGGCGUCCGGAGUGAUACGCGCUGUUAGUUGGUAUUGCUUGGUCCAGCUGUGGUGCAACUUGCCAGCAACAUACACUGGCCCUAUUUAUGAUAAAGAACAUACACUGUAUUUGAAUGUUGCGGCAGUGACGUUGUGUCAGCACGAGUCUUCAUUGCAACACCAAUCCGUGCCCCGCUGUCAACUUAGUUUUGCUCUACUCGCAAUCCCGCUCUUCAACUUAUGAUGCACUCCAGCCACCAGCAGUGAGACAGCCCACGGAGACAAUGCCCACUCUCUCUCUCUCUCUCUCUCUCUCUCUCUCUCUCUCUCUCUCUCUCUCUCUCUCUCUCUCUCUCUCUCUCUCUCGCUCGCUCCCUCUGAUGAGUGAUGGUCUUGCCUGGUUGAUAGUGCUCUGGUCAUGGAGAAUGCAGCAAUGUUUUCCCUAUCAUAUUUGUCAAAUUUAGUUACUUUUGUAGAUCCCUGGAUGGUUUUUGACCAAAGAGUACCUCUUUGAGUAGUUUAAAACACAGCG